CCAGGCCGCCGGUUUCUUUCCGGGUCGGAUUGCAGUCACUCAUGGAGAGAGAAGGCUGCAAAUGGAAAGAAGCUGGGCGAUGAAGAAAAGGCAGGAGGAAGCGGAGCGUUGUAUCGAGGCGGCACACAAGUGUUUGAAGUCCGGCGACACCGAGAAGGCUCUGCAGUUCUUGUACUGGGCGCAGCAGAGAUACCCGACUCAGCGAACUAAAGCACUAAUUAAUUCAAUAAUUAGGAAUCAAUGUACUGCUGGUUGGACAAGUGCCAAGGAUGCUGAUGAUUCUAUUUCUAAGUCCAGCAAAUUAAAAAACUGUGUAAAUGGAAAUGCUCCCGAUGAUAUUAGUGAUGCUGCGAAGAGUUACACGCAAGAGCAGCUUGAAGGAGUACAGAGGAUAAAACGAUGUAAGAAUUACUAUGAAAUUUUGGGAGUUGAUAAAAAUGCUGAUGAUGAAGAUUUGAAGAAAUCCUAUAGGAAACUGGCAUUGAAAUUCCACCCAGAUAAAAACUGUGCCCCUGGAGCGACAGAUGCAUUUAAAGCCAUAGGAAAUGCAUAUGCCAUAUUGAGCAAUCCAGAAAAACGAUAUCAGUAUGAUCAUCGUAGAGAAGAAUCAACAACCAUCCGCAGUCCUUAUACAAACAAUUCAAGCCAUUAUCGAGAAUUUGAAGCUGAUAUAACACCUGAAGAUGUAUUCAACAUGUUUUUUGGUGGAAGAUUUCCAACAGGUAACAUUCAUGCCUACACAAAUGGAGGGACAACGUACACCCAUUUUUACCGUCGGCGCCGACAUAUGAAUGAAAGGACAGAAGAGGAGGAACAGGAAAAUAGAAUCCAGGGCACUUAUUCAGCAUUUGUGCAGCUAUUACCAAUUUUUAUUUUAGUUCUGGUGUCGCUUGUCGCCCAAUUGAUGGUGACCAAUCCUCAUUAUAGUCUUCAAUACAAACCGUCAUUGGGCCACAUUUUGUCGAGAGAAACCGAACAUUUAAGAGUAACCUAUUUUGUUGGUAAAGGCUUUGAGAAGGAGUACAGAGGCAAAGCACUACAAAAUGUGGAAACUAAUGUCGAGAAUGACUACAUUGAUUAUCUUCAAAAGAGCUGCUGGAAAGAAAAACAGCAAAAAACUGAUCUGCUGAAUUUGGCAACAUUGUACAGAGACGAACGUCUGAAGCAGAAGGCUGAAUCUAUUAAGACAGAGAAUUGUGAAAAACUGACCAAACUUAUUGAACUUCAGAGGAAAGGAUGACAGCAAUUCCAGAUUCACAUAAUACUUGUAUUAAAAUUAACAAAAUUUCAAAAUCAUUGCAUCAUGUUCCUGAGCUAAACAUACUAGUUUCCUAAACUUGAAUGCAUUUUGCAAGUAUUAUCAAUCCAUAGUUUUGAAGGAGAAGCCAUAACAUAGUAUUGUUGCUAAGUUACAUUAAAGUUUGGUAGCUACAAUUUUACAUGAAGGUAUACUAUAAACGGAACUGUGGAAGGACAGCGACUUGAAAUAUUGACUGUUUCUCUAUAGAUGCUCCCUAACCUCUGAGCAAGUCCACCAAUAUCCUUUAAUAUUUAUGGUUCCGUCAUCCAUCAUAUUUUUUGUUUUUAGCAGAAUUUUAUUGUUCUGGUAAGUUAUAUUCAUUACCUUGCAGUAAAUCUGGAUAUUUUUAAAUAAUGCAUCUAAUUCUGUGCCUGCAACUUCAGUUGUAAAAAGUCAUUGGAUGAGCACUUGAAAUGCUUUAGGAUCCAUGACAAAGGGUUUAUAGCUGAAAAGAAGGAUUAACCUAAAUAGUUCUAUUCUGGGGUGGUGGGGACUUACUUCACGAUCAAAUCACUACCCAACACUCUCUCUUCCCCCCCCCCCCGUAUAAAUUAAUAACUCAUGUGAAUCUUUGGUAUUUUCUUUGCUAAAACCAUUGUCAUAUUAAGCAUUUUAUUUAUUACUACUCAACACACUCCCCCCCUGCAUAAAUUAAUAACUUGUGAAUCCUUGGUAUUUUCGUUGCUGAAACCAUUGUCAUAUUAAGCAUUUUAUUUAUCAUUAUAAACAUGUUGAAAUGUAAUGUCAGUAACUUUAUCAUGUAUUUCGCACAUCUGUUUUUUUGAGGUUGCAUGGAUGUACUGUGAAACUCUUCAAGGUAGAGCUGAAUUGACAAUUGCUGAACCAAUAGUUCUAGCAAUUUCUUUGCCUGCAUAUUUCAAAAACACUGUUGAUGCAGUGCAUUUGUUUUAUACUUCUGAAUAAAAUGUGCAUUAAGUAGAAUUUCUGAAUAAUUGAGGAUUUUGAAGAACUUUACUCAUUUUAAGCAAAAUUAUUGAAGCUACUUUUUAAAAUCCAGGGGAAUAUAUUUGCACAAAACAAUGAGGUAGAAAAUAACUUUUUCCACAUAGAAUAUCUUGUAAAUUUGGCUUCAGGUAUGUAACUAGUGAAGGAAUUGUGCAUAUUGGUGUUUAUUUAAUGUACAUAUUUAUUAAAACAAAUCACAAUUUAUAAUAUUGCAUGUAACAAUAUUUAAAAUUUACAUAAUGUAUUGAAAAAAGAGUGCUUUUAUUUGAAUUACGGUAUCUUGAAGGCCAAGUAAUAGUCUGUAUAUCAUCUUACAGUUCUGAAUCUUGAAUUAUGUUCAAAUAAAAUAUUUUUUAAA
Molecule: messenger RNA, 2624 nt
Organism: Mobula hypostoma (lesser devil ray)
Lineage: Eukaryota; Metazoa; Chordata; Chondrichthyes; Myliobatiformes; Myliobatidae
Gene: dnajc18
Product: DnaJ (Hsp40) homolog, subfamily C, member 18
Exons: 8
Coding region: 62-1240 (392 amino acids)
Biological process (GO): cellular response to misfolded protein
Cellular component (GO): endoplasmic reticulum membrane
Molecular function (GO): Hsp70 protein binding
Source: RefSeq, a predicted model, not a curated record